GGUUGGUGCUUCUCCGCGCUUCCACAAGCGCACUCCGUAGCAUACUAUAUAACAAGGCCUGCGGUGGCGCAACCUCCUACGUGCUCUCGCCCGCAUUUGUUGAAACGAGAACCGGACCUUGCAUCUUCGAUCUCUCCCCUCUCACUGGGAAGCGUAACCUCCACUGCAGCCACAGAGACCCCAGUCCACUAUUACCCCCUCGCCCGGCAGUGCGCUCGCUGCAUUUGUCAUCGCCAGGGCCUCAACUUAUAUCGAGACACACGCACGACUCGCGCACGCCACUGCGUCAACAUCAGCGUCAGCGUCAGCAGUCACCGCCGUUACUAUUGAGAAACGACAGCGACGUCCAAAGUAGGAACAGAAACAACACCGACAUCGUCCCGGUUGUCGUCACCGCGACCGCCGCCACCAUCAUGGCAGACGAGAGCCAGCCAACAACACCACCAUCACCGGCAGCGCCCACCACGCCAUCCGCUGCCGGUGGUUUCCUCACCAUCGUCGUCUCCCACCGCAAGCACAACUACACCUUUGAGCUGCCCGACGAUGCCACCGUCGCAGACCUCUUCGACGACGUGGCCGCCACCCUCGACAUCCCCGCCUGCCACCAAAAGAUGCUCGUCCCCCGCGGUCCCCUCCUCAAGAUGCCCUUCAAGGACCCGGCCAUGACCCUGCACUCGCUGCAGGGCAAGACGCUCACCCUCAUGGGCACCCCCGCCGCCGAGGUCCAGGCCGUCAACACAAUGGCCGACCGCGUCGCCCGUCGCAAUGCCGCCCGCGCCGCCGCCCAUCGCGCAAAGGCAGCAGCAGCACGCCACCACAGCAACCACAAGCCGCGCUCCGUCGUCACCACUACUUCCGCCGACGACGCCCGGUACACCUUCCUCCAGGUCCGGCCCCUCGACGGCCUGCCCCGCCCGGACCGCAGCCUCGCCCUGCUCCACCGCCUCAAAGAGGAUCCGGGCAUCCGCGCCGCCAUGCGCAAGCACCGCUUCGUCGUCUCCCUGCUCACCGAGAUGGAGCCUCUCGCCCACACCCAGACGUCCCACGAGGGCACCUCGCGCACCCUCGGGCUCAACCGCAACCGCGGCGAGGUCAUCGAGCUGCGCCUCCGCACCGACGCCCACGACGGCUACCGCGACUACAAGACCAUCCGCAAGACGCUGUGCCACGAGCUCGCCCACAACGUCCACGGGCCCCACGACCGCAACUUCUGGGACCUGUGCCACCAGAUUGAGCGCGAGGUCGAUGCCGCCGACUGGAAGACGGGCGGCCGCACCAUCAGCGGGGACACGUCACGGUACACCAUCUCGGGCCAGGGCCGGCACGUCUACGACGAGGACGAGGACGAGGGCGGCUGGACGGGAGGCGAAUUUGUGCUCGGCGGGGUGAGCAGCAGCAGCAGCAGCGCCGCCGCCGCCGCCGAGGAACCCGGCAUGAGCAGGAGAGAGGUGCUCGCGCAGGCGGCCCUCGAGCGCCAGCGCAAAGAGACGGGCGCCGAGCGCAAGGCCUGCGACGCCCUCGCCAAGGGCUGGCGGCCGUGUCAGCGGCCAAACCCCGACGAGACCAAGUGAUCAGAGGGCGGGCCCAGGAAGUACUCAUGAUGGCGUUGUAUCUGCAUUUUAUGGGAAUUUUUUUUGUUUUUCUCGCAGCAUUGCGUGGAGUUUUCGAUUUGGAUCAGGACAUGUUGGGAAGCAUGGGAGCAUUAGUAGUAGCGAACGACUGUCUGUGUCUGUUCUUUUUUACCCAGCAUGGUACAGCGCAGGGUCUUGAUUUCAUUAGCGUAGCUACAAACACAUUGGAUCUGAUUUCAUGAUGGCUCUGAUUGACUACUUAUAUAUGCACACAGGUUCAAACACGAUGCCGUGGCACUAUAUUUGUACAAGAC
Purpureocillium takamizusanense is the source of this 1885-nucleotide messenger RNA. RefSeq lists its product as uncharacterized. The record is from RefSeq and is a predicted model, not a curated record. Lineage: Eukaryota; Fungi; Ascomycota; Sordariomycetes; Hypocreales; Ophiocordycipitaceae. The transcript has a single exon. Gene Ontology annotation, molecular function: proteasome binding. Bases 414 to 1571 code for a protein of 385 amino acids.